Molecule: messenger RNA, 2772 nt
Organism: Mya arenaria
Lineage: Eukaryota; Metazoa; Mollusca; Bivalvia; Myida; Myidae
Product: ceramide synthase 4-like
Exons: 12
Coding region: 319-1545 (408 amino acids)
Biological process (GO): ceramide biosynthetic process
Cellular component (GO): membrane
Molecular function (GO): DNA binding; sphingosine N-acyltransferase activity
Source: RefSeq, a predicted model, not a curated record
GGCAAGGCUGUGAGGCAGCCAGUCUAUGUUGAUGCUGACCCUGAACCGUAUCAACUUCAGCGGUUAAAUGCAUCUAAAGUAUUGAACAGUGGUGGUAAAUCAGGUGAUAGGGAGUCUGAAAUUGGAACAUAUAAAGUGUAGCUAUCUGGAAAACCACACAGGCCCAACCAAUCGAUUUUCGAUUAUAAUCGAUCAUCGGAACAUCACUAGUUAUGACUGAAGUUCAGUAAUGAUGACAACAAAAUCUGCCCGCGUUCCAUGCUAGAAAUGGCGAUAUACAAUAGACUGUUGUGACGCAAUUCAAAAGAAAAAUACGGAAUGAUGUCAAACACAAGCAUUUAUGACAUGUUGUGGGAUGAAAGUAUUUGGUUCCCCGUUCGAUUUCAUCACGAGGAUGGAUCUGUUGACACCGCAUUGGGCUGGUCACAUUUGGUGAACAAACCCGGAACCAACACAUAUUAUCCAAAAGUCCACGACCUCCACUUUGGAAUUCUGGUCGGCGUCGUCUUGGUGAUAAUAAGAUACGUUCUAGAAACGCUGCUGAUAAUACCCCUGGGAUACAAGUUAGGGAUAAAGAAAAAGAAGUUAGUAUACGUGGAUCCUAUACCUUCCCUUGAAGAAGUUUACAAGACAAAGAAAAAGCCAGAUGACAAACAGUGUAUGGGCUUGUCAAAGCAGCUGGACAUGCCCCUAAGACAGGUGCAAGUUUGGUUCAGAAACAAAAGGAACAAUGACCUGACACCACCAAUUAAGAAGUUUUGUGAUAAUGCAUGGCCAUUCCUAUUUUACACCUGUUCUUUUAUCUAUGGGGCGACAAUCCUUUGGAAGAAGUCAUGGAUAUGGAGAACAAAAGACUGCUGGACCAACUGGCCAAAACAGCACGUGACGAGUGACCUAUACUGGUACUACACCGUGGAGCUGGGUUUCUACUGCAGUCUGCUCUUUACAAUAUUCACAGAUCAUAAGCGAAAGGACUUUAAGGAAAUGACAAUGCACCAUCUUGCCACCAUUAGCCUGCUCUACUUUUCCUGGUUGGUCAACUUCGUCCGUAUGGGAAGCUUUGUACUCAUCAUCCACGACAUUGCAGACCCCUGGUUAUCGCUUGCUAAAAUGGGGAUUUAUCUGAAAUGGGACUGGUUAAAGGACGGUGCAUUUGGAAUAUUUGCUAUACUGUGGUUUAUAACAAGGACCUUCGUAUAUCCAGGCUGGAUCAUUUACUCCACCGCCAUAGAAAUAUUCCACUUCAUCGAUGAGCCGUUUUUCGUGUACUACUUCUUUAACGCAUUCCUGCUCAUUCUGCAAGUGUUAAGCCUGUUGUGGUCCUGGUCGAUAGGGAAAAUAAUCUACAACACUCUGUUCGCCGGAGGGGUUGAAGAUACUCGGAGUGAUACUGAAGAGGGCGAUAGUCUCAGUAGCAAUGGCGACUUGACCAAGAACGGGAAAACCAAUGGUGUUGACGGUAGUGUCACGUCUGCUGACACAAACGGACAUGUUAAUGGAGCAAAUGCUACUUCUAAAGUAUCGAACAAUGGAUUGAUCAGUUAGAUGCUUAUGCAAUUUAGAUGUGGAAUAUGGACGAAUGGAACGAAAAAGCGUGAACAUCAGGGUCGGGACUAGGAGUUGUUUUUAAAUUCUCGGUCCCAUGCUAAACCAAAUAUGAUGGUUAGUGGAAUUUUAGGAUAUGUUGUGUGAAAACAUUAAGGGUCAUAUACAUCACCGUAGUAAUAAUUUGCGCUGUAAAACUACAUUAUAACCUCGAUCAACGACAAAGGGAUGUUGGUUAUAGAGUAGAGGUUGACAUAAAUAGUAUGUUUCAGAAAUAGUUCCAUAAGGAAUGAUUGGAGAAGAUCACUAUUAGUUCAAAUAUUAACAAUACUGGGCUACACAACUGAAACCAAUACUUGCUUAUAGAAGAAUGUUUACUUCAUUUGCAUAAUGUGUUUAAAUAACGAGAUCUGUGUUCAUUGGAAAUACUCAGUUGGACUGCCGUAUAUAUGACUUAUGUAAGACUUGCAAACCCGUGUUUUGCUUCCAGUAUCUCGAGUGUAAUAUUUCUUUUUUUUAAGGUUUGACUUGCCAAUUUUAAAAGGCAAUUUGAUUUAUUAAAUGCACGAAUAUCGGUGAAAAUUCAUGUCUGAAUUUAUUGAUCUUACAAUAUUGUUAUCGUACACUCGUGUAAGAGGAUUUAACCGUAUAUAUUAAUGUUGUUUUAUUAUCAAGUGCAUGUCACUUGUAAGAAUUAUGCUGCAAAGGCUUCGCCAAGAUCAGGGUGCUUUUUUGUUGUUUUAUCUACGAUUAAUCGAUGCCAAUAUUUCUUCAUAGAACUUAUUAUCAAUCAUUAAAUUGCUAUCAAAAUAUUAUUAAUUGCAUGAACAUCAAUCAUUUUGCGUUGUUGUUUUUAAAUACUGUCAAAUUUUAACAUUCCAAAAAUAACUUAACGCAAGAGGUGAUUUUUUUUAAGAAUUGUGCUUUUAAAAGCGUUGUGGAAUCGACGCCAAGAACAUUUCACAUACCGGCGUCCUUAAAAUACUGCUUUCUUCACUAAUACAUUAAUCAUUUAACGUUUAAUUAAUUUCGAUCUUUUAAGAUUAGUUGUUGUAUAUUGAUAUUGCAAAAUAUUUGCCUUGCCAUUUCUUGUCACUUUGUUUUAAAUUAUUUUUUUUAGAUUUUUACUUAACUUAACUUCGAAACUUGUAUUUAACCAUUAUAUAUAAUUGUACAAGCAUGUCAAUGUUCAAAUAUAUUUUGAAUUGGUAAUAAAAAGAAAGUACA